UGAUGAGAAGGGUUGAAAAAAAUCACCAUGCAAGUUCACUACAUGGAGCUAAAGAAGUAGAAAGUCAAACUGGGGUGAUUGUUUCCCAUGACACAAUAUGGCGUACACUGCAGAGGACUGGUAUGCAUGGUUGUCGUCCACGAAGGAAGGUUGUCAUCCUAAAGCCCAUGCACAAAAAAAAGCCUUCCUAGAAUUUUCCAGGGCCCAUGCUGCAAAAGAAGAAGACUACUGGGACUCUGUACUCUGGAGUGAUAAGAAAAAUGUUUUUGGAACUGAAGGAUUCAAAACUGUAUGGCAUCGCAAAGGUGAGGAGUACAAAGAAAAAUGCAUGGUACCUACAGUGAAACAUUGUUGUGGCAGUGUCCUUUUGUGAGACUGCAUGAGGUGUAUAUUGAAAGAGAAGAUGCUGCCAUCAUUCUGUGCCCUUGGUCUUCAUUCACUUUUCCAACAUGACAAUGAUCCAAAACACACAUCUAAGGCCACUCUUGCAUUCCUGAAGAAUAACAGGGUGAAAGUGAUUCAGUGGCCAAAUAUGUCUCCUGAACUGAGCCCAAUCGAACACCUAUAGGGAAUUCUGA
This is a messenger RNA of Staurois parvus, 578 nucleotides long. The record is from the annotation of a GenBank genome assembly. Lineage: Eukaryota; Metazoa; Chordata; Amphibia; Anura; Ranidae.